AUGCAUUUACUUGGUAUUUUUUCUUGGCUGGGCUUGCCUGGAAGUAUUGUCCUUCUAAUAGGACAAGGCGCAGUUUUCUGUAAGUUUGCAAAAUUAAGACACAUUUUUAAGAGCCAAUAAUUCUAUCAGCUUUAUGGAUGUCAGUAAUUGCUGUGUUCCAAAAUCGUCAUAGUUAUGUAGCAUCUAUAAAAUAUAAAUUCAUCAAAAAAAGAUCCAUGAUUUUAUAUUAUUUUCUAUGUUACUUGUUUGGUUUUGCCGCUCUGAGUACAUAUUCGUUUGAUGGUACUAAGGAUUUAGAUAAAAAAGUCUAUUUACUAGAAACAAGUCCAUAUAAAUGUCCACCGAUUGAAUACUUUGAUGAGAAUACUUGGUUGUUAUCUGGUAAAAUUGCUCAUGUUACUAUUAUUGUGGCAACAAUGACUGCUCUCAUAAUAAUCAAUUCAUUUUAUUUUGUAUUAACAUCUGCUUAUCAUUUAACUAUGGUAUCAACAACAUCAAUUUCAAAAAGAACUAAAAAUUUACAAUUGAAAUUUUUGACCGCACUAAUUAUUCAAAUUUGUAUUCCACUGGUUGUUUUAGCAUUUCCUGUUCUUGCAAUGUGUUUUAUUCUUUUGUGGGGAAUAAUCAAUCAAAAUGUUAAUCAUUUAUUGAUAAUUAUAAGUGGAACACAUGGAAUUUUGACAAGUUUGUCUCUAAUUCUCAUUCACAAACCAUACAGACAUCAUGCUUUGAAAGUUAUCAAAUGCAAACGGGAAAAAGUCAAAUCAAGUAAUUCUGUGAAGAUCAUUUUAAAUUCCAAUGUCAAAGAAAUAUCAGAAAGCCGAGUUCGAUAG
Caenorhabditis angaria is the source of this 833-nucleotide messenger RNA. The record is from the annotation of a GenBank genome assembly. NCBI's taxonomy places the organism in Eukaryota, Metazoa, Nematoda, Chromadorea, Rhabditida, Rhabditidae.